AAAUAUUUCAAUUUUGACUUUAACAAAGUUUUUUUUGGAUGUUAUAACUUCGAAUAUAAACCACUAAUCUUGUAAAUACGGGAUGCUGAAGAGGAUUUCUGUGAUGAUUCAUUGCCAUAGAUAAGGCUAUUUGGAACCCGCACCCCACAAAUGCAGUUUUUUUUUGUUGGGAACGUUUUGCUGAUUUGUUCCAAUCCAACACCACCCCCUCCCCGGCUCUCUCCACCCUGCCUGGGUGCGCAGGUCGCUGUUUCGGCGCGGGGAGACGCUGGCCUGCAGCUUUGCUGAGAGAUAAUGCGGGAAGGGAUUCUUGCUGGAUCCCACAGCAGGCAGCCGUUAUCGGAAUCUCGACAGCAGUCCCAGCAAUUGCAACGAUGAACCAGCAAAGCAUCUGUCACCGCUGGCACCCAUGGGUGCUAGUGCUCACUUUCAUUCUCCUCCUUGGCUUAAUCAACUUUUGGAACAGGGGGCAGACAAUCAGGCAGCCGACCAGCAGGGAAUCGGGGUACCCAGACCCAGACUCAGUGGCACGCAUCUCACCAUCACAGAACAAGCAAGGCGACGAGGAUGCCUGCCUCUCCGUUCCAGAGCGUGAUAGAUUUGACUGCUAUCCGGAGAGGGACCGAGUCGUCUCUCGGAAGUUGUGUGAGGAACGUGGCUGUUGUUUUGCCAAGGUCACUGUGGAUCUAUCUGGAGAGCCUUGGUGCUUCUACCCACCGAAUUUUUCAAGUUAUAUCCUAGGAAACCUGACACCUACAGAGCUGGGAGAGGUGGCAGAGCUCACACGAAGGAAUAAAACUUACUAUCCCAGGGAUAUUUGGAAACUCCAACUGAACAUAAUAUUCGAAGCUGACCACAGACUUCACAUCAAGAUAAAUGACUCCUCAAAUCCACGGUAUGAGGUCCCCAUUGAGGUUCCCAAGGCAGCAAAGAAAGCCAUGCAUCCACUGUACACUGUAGAAUAUUCCGAGGAUCCAUUUGGGAUUGUUGUGAGAAGGAUAUCCACGAGGAUGGUGCUAUUGAACACGACAGUCGCCCCCCUCUUCUUUGCUGAUCAGUUCCUGCAGAUGUCAACCUCAUUGCCCUCAGAAUACAUCUAUGGUCUUGGAGAACACCAGUCAGGUUUCCUGCAUAGUGUCCAGUGGAACACACUCACAUUCUGGGCUCGUGAUAUCCCUCCUCAGGAGUCUGUUAACCUUUAUGGAGUCCACCCCUUUUAUCUGUCUAUGGAGCCAGAUGGGAAGUCACAUGGUGUUUUCCUUCUCAACAGCAAUGCAAUGGAUGUGGCCCUCCAGCCCACUCCUGCUCUGACAUGGAGAACCAUUGGUGGUAUUCUUGACCUCUACAUAUUUAUGGGUCCUGACCCAAACUCAGUCAUCCAACAGUAUUUGGAGGUCAUUGGUUUGCCUUCGAUGGUGUCUGCUUGGGGUCUCGGAUUUCAUCUCUGCCGCUGGGGAUAUGAGACAAGUAACGCCACCUGGGAGGUGGUUAACCAGAUGAGGAAAGCAGGAAUGCCUCAGGAUGCUCAAUGGAAUGAUAUCGAUUACAUGACUGAAUAUCGAGACUUCACCUUUGACCCUGAGAAAUUUGCAAGUCUUCCACAACUGGUGGCAGAUCUCCACUCCCAUGGACAACAAUAUGUGAUGAUUCUGGACCCAGGAAUCAGCAGCAUCCAACCACCAGGUUCCUAUUGGCCAUAUGACGAAGGCCUGAAACGGGGAGUCUUCAUCUCCAAUGCAUCUGGAAGUCCUCUGAUUGGAAAGGUUUGGCCUGGAUUGACAGCAUUCCCUGACUUUACAAAUUCAGACACACACCAGUGGUGGUUGGAUAACCUGCUGUACUUCCACAAGGCUGUGCCCUUUGAUGGCCUCUGGAUUGACAUGAACGAGCCUUCCAACUUUGUGGAUGGAUCUGAGAGCGGGUGCCCGACCAACGAGCUCGAAAACCCUCCCUAUGUCCCAGGCGUGCUGGGUGGCAGCUUAUGCAGUAAAAGCAUUUGUGCCUCAGUAAAGCAGAAGGUAUCUACGCACUAUAAUGUACAUAGCCUGUAUGGGCUGAUGGAGGCCAAGGCCUCAGCAAGUGCUUUGAUUAAAAUCCGUAAAAAACGACCAUUUGUCAUUUCCCGAUCAACAUUCCCAAGUCAAGGCAAGUACUCGGGACAUUGGCUGGGAGACAAUAGGAGCCAGUGGAGGGACAUGUACUUUUCUAUUCCAGGUAUUCUGAACUUCAAUAUGUUUGGAAUUCCUCUGGUCGGUGCAGACAUAUGUGGAUUUGGCGGCAGUACCACAGAGGAAAUGUGCGUGCGAUGGAUGCAGCUUGGUGCUUUCUACCCCUUCUCUCGAAACCACAACACCCAAAACGAGAAGGCUCAGGACCCGACUGCGUUCAGUGCACCCGCUCAAGCUGCAAUGAAGCGUGCCCUCCUUACCCGCUACUCUCUGCUCCCAUACCUCUACACGCUCUUCCAUCACUCACAUAUCCGGGGAGAAACUGUUGCCAGAGCUCUCCUCUUUGAGUUUCCUGAAGAUAAAAAUACUCUCUCCAUUGACCGACAGUUCCUGUGGGGUCGUAGCCUCCUCAUUUCACCAGUGUUAGAUCCAGGGAGCAGUGCUGUGACUGCAUACUUUCCCAAAGGGGUUUGGUACGACUUCUACACGGGAUCUCCACUUGUUAGCACAGGAGAGUAUGUCAAACUUCCCGCUCCUCUGGACACCAUCAACCUGCACCUGAGGGAGGGGGAGAUCGUUGUCACACAGGAACCUGCCACAACCACUUGGGUGAGUAGUGGCAACCCUUUUCACCUGCUUGUGGCACUGUCCCAGAACACAUCAGCAAGGGGUUUCCUAUUUUGGGAUGACGGUGAGAGUCUGGAUACGUACGAGAGAAACGAUUACACUUACGUUGAAUUUACUACUGAUGAGAACAAGCUGAUCUCCAAGGUGCUACACGUGAAUGUGGAGGCUUCCUACAUCAAGAUAAACACUGUGAAAGUACUUGGAGUCAAGUUCCAGCCCUCCACGAUCAUUGUAAAUGGGAAAUCUGUUCCCUUUUCAUUGUCUUCAAACCAGGUUUUGACUGUUGAUAAGCUCCACCUCCCCCUCGGGAAAGGAUUCUGCAUCUCCUGGUUGUAAUUUAAGCAUGCAAAGUUUGUACUGAGGCUUCAUACAUCAAAGUUGCUGGUGAACGCAGCAGGCAAGGCAGC
Molecule: messenger RNA, 3202 nt
Organism: Mobula hypostoma (lesser devil ray)
Lineage: Eukaryota; Metazoa; Chordata; Chondrichthyes; Myliobatiformes; Myliobatidae
Gene: gaa2
Product: alpha glucosidase 2
Exons: 20
Coding region: 375-3131 (918 amino acids)
Biological process (GO): carbohydrate metabolic process
Molecular function (GO): alpha-1,4-glucosidase activity; carbohydrate binding
Source: RefSeq, a predicted model, not a curated record